AUGGCUCUAUUGGCUUUGUUUAUUUUCUCUCUUCUCACUCAUCUCGUGGUUCUUCACUCUACCGAAGAAGGGGAACUCUACAACAAACACUGUCCUCCCGAAUACUGUAAUGAAAAAGUAGGCCAUAUCCAUUUCCCCUUCAAAAGUGAGACGCAGCCUCCUGAAUGCGGUUUGUUCACAGUUAAUUGUUCUGAUCAAGAUAAUCCGAGGAUCCAACUGAAAGAGAAAGGAUACUGGCAUGAAUUAGAGAGCAUCUCUCCAACAAACGCGAUUUCUAUAGAUGACAAAGGGCUUCAGCAGCGCUUGGCAAGCGAUUUCUGCAACGAUAAACUUUUCGACGAUUUGAGUCUUCCCACCCCUUCUCCAAUCUUUAAUGCAUCAGCGACGUACAGUCUCACCCUCUUCAAAUGCAGCAAUACCCACCUCCCCAAUACAGUUCUUAAAAGACACUGCGACAAUGAUAAGCAUACUUACUACUCUAAUUCUUCAGCAGGUGUAGUUGCUGGUCUCAUGGUUCUUCUAGUAGUCAUUAUUUGCUGCUUAGGAAUAAAGUUAUCAUCCUACAGAUAUAUCUUCUUCUGGAAGAAUCAAAGCCAAGAUCGUCAAACUGUUGAGGCCUUUCUCAUGAACUAUGGGCCACUUCAAGUUAGAAGGUAUAGCUAUUUGGAGGUCAAGAAAGCGACCAACUCCUUCAAAGAAAAAUUAGGACAAGGGGGCUACGGUAGUGUCUACAAGGGAAAAUCAAAUGACGGCAGUCUUGUAGCUGUGAAGGUCUUGAGCAAAUUAAAAGGUAAUGGAGAAGAAUUUAUGAAUGAGGUGGCAGCCAUUAGCAGAACUUCCCAUGUCAACAUCGUCUCCUUGUUGGGCUUUUGUUUUGAGGGUUCAAAAAGAGCUCUCAUCUAUGAAUUCAUGCCUAAAGGAUCACUUGAGAAGUUCAUAUUUGAUGCAAAUACCCCGAACAAAAAUCAUCACUUGGGAUGUGAAGCAUUGGACCGAAUUGCACUUGGCAUUGCUCGAGGGUUGGAGUAUUUACAUCGCGGUUGCAACACAAGAAUUCUACAUUUUGACAUCAAGCCUCAUAACAUUCUUCUUGAUGAAAAUUUCACACCAAAAAUCUCUGAUUUCGGCCUUGCUAAGAUAUGCAACAUGAAAGAGAGCAUUGUGUCAAUGGCGUGUGCAAGAGGCACUGCUGGCUACAUUGCUCCAGAAGUAUUCUGUAGGAAUUUUGGAGGGGUCUCACACAAGUCAGAUGUAUAUAGCUAUGGGAUGAUGCUUUCGGAGAUGGUUGGGGGAAGAAGGAACAUCAAUGCCGAAGCUGAAGAUACAAGUGAAAUAUAUUUUCCACACUGGAUUUACAAGCGUAUUGAACUUGAUGAAGAACUUGGUCUGCCGAGUAUCAUGAAUGAGGAAGACAAAGUAAGAGCAAGGAAGAUGAUAAUAGUGAGCUUGUGGUGCAUACAAACAGACCCUUCAAACAGGCCAGCGAUGAAAGAAGUGAUAGAUAUGUUGGAAGGCAGUGUUGAUUGCUUGCAGAUUCCACCCAAGCCUUACCUGUCUUCUCCACCAAAAUCCACGGCAGAUUCUUCUACUACGUUAGUAUCAAUACAGUAGAACUCUGUAUUUUACUUGGACGCAUGUAUGUUUUUUCAAGGGAAAUUGAAUAAUGAACAAUAUUGCUGUGAACUGUAUUAUCUAUGGGCUUUGUUAGGUCUGGAUUCAUUAACA
Messenger RNA from Prunus avium (sweet cherry), 1725 nucleotides. Lineage: Eukaryota; Viridiplantae; Streptophyta; Magnoliopsida; Rosales; Rosaceae. The record is from RefSeq and is a predicted model, not a curated record.